Molecule: messenger RNA, 1039 nt
Organism: Phragmites australis (common reed)
Lineage: Eukaryota; Viridiplantae; Streptophyta; Magnoliopsida; Poales; Poaceae
Product: flavin mononucleotide hydrolase 1, chloroplatic
Source: RefSeq, a predicted model, not a curated record
AAUCCGGAUUUUUCUGACGUCCGCCUUUUCCACUAGCCUGUGAGGUGCUGCCAGAUACUUUCGCCUUCGUCCUCUCUUCCUCCGUUCGCCCACCCCUUGCUUGGCUUCAUGGUCUCCUUGCUCCCCCGCGCCCCGUACCGCGCCUCCCUACCCAAGCCCGGCGCUGGCUCUUCCUCCUCGCUGCCGCCGCCUCUAUCCUCCAUGUCGUUGUCCUCCGCCAUCAAUCCGGCGGCGGCUGGGGCGGAGGCGGCGUCCCGGCCGAGGAAGUUGCCGGUGCUGCUGUUCGACGUCAUGGACACCGUCGUCCGGGACCCCUUCUACCACCACACCCCUGCCUUCUUCCAAAUGUCCAUGAAGGAGCUCCUAGAAAGCAAGCAUCCAACAGCAUGGUUGGAAUUCGAGAUGGGAUUAAUUAAUGAGACUGAGCUGGCCAAAAAGUUCUUCAAUGAUGGUAGAUCUUUUGAUUUGGAAGGUCUCAAAGAGAGCAUGGUGAGAGCAUACGAGUAUAUUGAUGGAGUUGAAGACAUUCUUUGCUGUUUGAAGCAAAAUAACUAUGAAAUUCAUGCUUUUACAAAUUAUCCAGUCUGGUACCAGUUAAUUGAGGACAAGUUAAAGCUCUCGAAGUAUUUGUCCUGGUCAUUCUGUUCUUGUCUAGUUGGAAAACGCAAGCCUUCGCCUGAUUUUUAUCUUCAUGCCGUGGAUCAUCUCAAUGUGGAUCCAGCAAGCUGUAUUUUCAUUGAUGACAGGAUGUCCAACAUUGAAGCAGCUCUUAGUGUAGGAAUGGUUGGGUUGCAUUUUAAAAAUGCUGAGGUUCUAAGGAAGGACUUGAGCUCUCUAGGAGUUGAAUUAUCUCCUGUUCAUGAAGGUGAAGCGCAAGCAGAAUAAGGUUGCGUCCUACCUAGUCUUAUGCUAAAAACAAAUACAAUUCAAAUGUGCAUAUAUAUAUGAACCUUUUUCUUCGUGAGCUGUCAAUAAAUUAAUAGGCUCUGCAUGUCACGUUUGUAAUUUUCACAUUCUGUUAAUAGUGCGUAUUCUCUCA